This is a messenger RNA of Pelobates fuscus (common spadefoot toad), 2167 nucleotides long. It is a transcript of the gene DTNBP1, whose product is annotated as dystrobrevin binding protein 1. Bases 102 to 1169 code for a protein of 355 amino acids. Gene Ontology annotation, cellular component: BLOC-1 complex; neuron projection; synaptic vesicle membrane. The record is from RefSeq and is a predicted model, not a curated record. Lineage: Eukaryota; Metazoa; Chordata; Amphibia; Anura; Pelobatidae. Gene Ontology annotation, biological process: neuron projection development; anterograde synaptic vesicle transport; negative regulation of protein kinase activity. The transcript is spliced from 10 exons.
GUCUCUGGAGGCGGAAGGAGCGCCGAGUAAACUGCUGUCCCGUGCUGUGUGAGGACAUGGAGCCGCAGUGACCGCUGUCAGUGUACCAGGCGCGGGGCAGGAUGUUUGAGAACUUGCGGGAGCGGUUACUCACCGUGCAGCAGGACCUCACUAGCGGGUUUAAAAACUUGAGCGAGAAGUCGCGAGAAGUGAAGAUUAAGAAGCAGCGCAGGGCAAUCGAGCACAUACCAAAGUUCCCAGGAGGUUCAGAACUUCUGAGCAGAUAUGAGGAUACCUGGGCUACCCUUCAUAGAGGAGCCAGAGAGUGUGCCAAAAUUGGCGAGCAGGUGGAUAGUGAAGUGGUGAUGCUGUCCGCCCACUGGGAGAAAAAGAGAACAAGUCUAGUAGAAUUGCAAGAGCAGCUGCAACAAAUGCCAUCCUUUCUUGCCAAUUUGGAGUCUGUAACUUCUAAACUGGUUAUGCUGGAAAGUAGCUUUGCAGAUGUUGAAAGAGGCCUGUCUGAGCUGGAGGAGAUGUGCGAUCAGUGUGAAUUACAGAGGUUUAAGCAAAGGCAGUGUGUGCAGCUGGAAGACUAUAAGAAAAAGAAGAGGAAAGAACUUGAAAACAUCAAAGCUGAGCUGGAUGCAGAGCAUACCCACAGGGUUCUGGAAAUGGAAUAUGCCCAGCAGAUGAAAUUGAAGGAACGACAGAAGUUCUUUGAGGAAGCAUUUCAGCAAGACAUGGAACAGUACCUGUCUACUGGAUAUCUCCAAAUAUCAGAAAGACGAGAACCAAUUGGGAGCAUGUCAUCAAUGGAAGUCAACGUGGACAUGUUGGAACAGAUGGACUUGAUGGAUAUGUCCGAUCAAGAAGCCCUUGAUGUGUUCUUAAAUUCUGGAGGAGAGGACAACAGUGUACUGUCCCCUUUGAUAGGCCCUGAUUAUGACUCCUGCCACAGCGAAAUAACUCUUCAGGUCCCCAGCCAAUCUGAGCUGAGACACAAACUUUCUUCCUUGUCUUCUACAUGCACUGACUCUGCCAGUCAAGAAAAUAGUGAAGAUGGAGAAGAGUCUCCUGUCGUUCAGUCAGAUGACGAGGAUGUUCAUGCUGAAUCAGUGUUAGCCGGUGUAGCAGGCCAUGGCACUACAGCAAAUUCCGACCCUAGUGAUGAAAGUGAUGAGCACGCCUGAACACACAUUUAUCUUUGACCAGUUCCUCUGUGUGCGGAUUUCCCAAAAGCUUUUACUAAUUUACCUUAAAAACAAUAUUUUUUACAUGCAUUCAUGGACAUUGUACUUGCUCUUUUACACAGAUUGUGCAUACAAAUAAGUUUUAUGGAUAUACAAAUGUUAAUAGUACAUUUUCUACCACUGGAGUGGAAAAGGUGGGAGAAGAACCAUAUUUGAAUUAUCAACUUGUUUUACUUAUGUAACUUGGUUUUGUUUUUUAGCAAAACAACUGAUUGAAUAGCUUCAAUAUUCUGCAUGCUAAACAACAAAUGAACUUAAUUUGUAUUAUUAAAUAUUUAAUGUUCCCAGGUGCCAUGAAAAUAUAUAUUAUUUUUCUUCAGCAGAUAGACCUUUGCAUAUAUGGAACAAUAGGAGCUUUACCUAAAAUAAAUGCUAUCUAUAUUUUAACAGCUCAGUAUGCAGUGCGAAUAAGAAAUUAGCAGAAAAUACAACUGAGAAGGAGUACCGUAAGUACAAUCAUCCUGCUAUUUUGAACUGGCUUCUUUAUAGCAGAUGUUGAUUGAGGGGAAUAAGGAAUAAGCUUGAGCGGCUCCUUUCACUUACAUAGUAUUAUUUCUUUUUCCUUCAUUAGUUAUUUUUUACUGCACCAGUGGUUGGCCUACCAAAGAAAUGGUUUUAUACUCCCAUGAUCAUAUUGAGUAUUAGUGGAAACAUACAUUCUGGAUUUGCAAUGCUGUACCAAAUCCAUACGUAAUUUUAAAUUAGCCAAAUUAAAAUUAUUUGAUUUACCCCAGUGAAGAUCAUGCGAUUAUUUAAAACGAAUUUUUGAUAUAUUUGAGAUGAAGUCUGGUUGGGGAGAAAUAAGCCCACAAAUAAUUUGCCCAGCAAUUUUUGGUGUCUGUCCUCACUUGACAUAUACAGACUUGCACUAUAUCUAAACAUAUUGCAGUAAUAUUCUACUCCACUUAUAAUAUGAUUGCUUGCUUUUUUCUACCGUU